Messenger RNA from Lineus longissimus, 19151 nucleotides. Its product is annotated as mucin-17-like. The record is from RefSeq and is a predicted model, not a curated record. The coding region runs from base 1 to 16854 and encodes 5617 amino acids. NCBI's taxonomy places the organism in Eukaryota, Metazoa, Nemertea, Pilidiophora, Heteronemertea, Lineidae. The transcript is spliced from 19 exons.
AUGCAGCUUUCUGCUACGCUAGUCUGGAUGACCCCUGAAGGUACUUUUGAGUGCCUUGUCCGGAUACACACUGCAAAACAGUACAUGAAGGACUGGGAGAGUGCUUACUCUCCUGCAUGGAACACAGAGGCGGCUCUUUUUGAAAGCGAAAUAUGUCCUAAAUUUGGAAGAUCUGAGAGAUGUGCAGUAACCGAAAUAAGUGAAGGCAGUACAAUUUAUCAGCUAAGUCUGAAUUUCAACACGACUAAUCUGAACGCAACACUGAGCGAGGUUAGAACAAGUGCAGAGAACAUAACGAGCUACGAUGGCUAUGCUGUCAACAGUAGCGCUCUGACUAUGAGUUACGCUGUAAUUUCUGCACUAUCAUCAACUACUACCGGCAGUACCCUAACAGCAGACGAGUCCACACAACAAUCCAGAGAAAUUACUGAUGAAUCUACGACAGAACCAGACAGUUCGACUCAAAAGCCCACAACGGAACGAUCACCGUCAUCCACAGAACAAUCUGCAGAAAGUACUGAUGAGGCUACCACAGGACGAAGCAGCACGCCUCAAGAGCCCGCAACAGAACCGGCAUCCACAUAUCAAUCUUCAGAAAGUACCGAUGAGACUACGACAAAACCAGGCAGUACAACUCAAUGGCCAACAACGUUACCGUCAUCUGCAAAACAAUCGACAGGAAGUACCGAUGAGACUACGACAGAACCAGCCAGUUCGACUCAAGAGCCUACAACCGAAACAGAACCAGGCAGUACGACUCACGAGGCUUCAACCAAAACCGAGGCAGAAACAAUCACUGAAGCGUCUUCGACUACCACCGAGGCAGAUACUACAACCCAAGAGGAAGUUUCAACCAACACAGAGGCAGAAAUAACAACCACUGAGGGGGUUUCAAACACUACCAAGGAAGAAAUUACAGCCACAAAAGAGGCUUCACCCACCACCGAGGUAGAAAUAACAACCACAGAGGAGGCCAUAACAACCAACAAGGCACAAACCACAAACGCUGAAGCGGCUUCAACCACCAUCGAGGCAGAGACAACAGUCACUGAAGCGGCUUCAACCAACACCGAGGCAGAAACAACGUUCACAACGGAGGCUACAACCACAAGCGGGGCAGAUACAACGUUCACACCGGAGGCUGCAACCACCAGCGAGGCAGAUACAACAUUAACAACACUGGUUGCAACCACCGGCGAGGCAGAUACAACGUUUACAAUGGAGACUGCAACCACCAGCGAGGCAGAUACAACGUUCACAACGGAGGCUGCAACCACCAGCGAGACAGAUAAAACGUUAACAACGGAGGCUGUAACCACCAGCGAGGCAGAGACAACGUUUACAACGGAGGCUGCAACCACCAGCGAGACAGAUACAACGUUCACAACGGAGGCUGCAACCAUCAGCGAGACAGAUACAACGUUCACAACGGAGGCUGCAACCACCAGCGAACAAGAAACUUCAACCACCAGCAGGGCAGAUACAACUUUUACAACGGAGGCUGCAACCACCAACGAAGCAGAUACAACGUUUACAACGGAGGCUUCAACCACCAGCAAGGCAGAUACAACGUUUACAACGGAGGUUGCAACCACCAGCGAGGAUGAUACAACGUUCACAACGGAGGCUGCAACCAUCAGCGAGACAGAUACAACGUUCACAACUGAGGCUGCAACCACCAGCGAGGCAGAAACUUCAACCACCGAUACAACGUUCACAACGGAGGCUGCAACCACCAGCAAGACAGAUACAACGUUCACAACGGAGGCUGCAACCACCAGCGAGGCAGAUACAACGUUCACAACGGAGGCUGCAAUCACCAGUGAGGCAGAUACAACGUUCACAACGAUGGCUGCAACCACCAGCGAGACAGAUACAACGUUAACAACGGAGGCUGCAACCAUCAGCGAGACAAAGACAACGUUUACAACGGAGGCUGCAACCACCAGCGAAGCAGAUACAACGUUCACAACGAUGGCUGCAACCACCAGCGAGACAGAUACAACGUUAACAACGGAGGCUGCAACCAUCAGCGAGACAAAGACAACGUUUACAACGGAGGCUGCAACCACCAGCGAAGCAGAUACAACGUUCACAACGGAGGCUGCAACCACCAGCAAGACAGACACAACGUUCACAACGGAGGCUGCAACCACCAGCGAGGCAGAUACAACGUUCACAACGGAGGUUGCAAUCACCAGUGAGGCAGAGACAACGUUUUCAACGGAGGCUGCAACCACCAGUGAGACAGAUACAACGUUCACAACGGAGGCUGCAACCAUCAUCGAGACAGAUACAACGUUCACAACGGAGGCUGCAAUCACCAGCGAACCAGAAACUUCAACCACCAGCAGGGCAGAUACAACUUUUACAACGGAGGCUGCAACCACCAGCGAAGCAGAUUCAACGUUUACAACGGAGGCUGCAACCACCAGCGAGGCAGAUACAACGUUAAGAACAGAGGCUUCAACCACCAGCGAGGCAGAGACAACGUUUACAACGGAGGCUGCAAUCACCAGUGAGGCAGAAACUUCAACCACCAGCGGGGCAGAUACAACGUUCACAACGGAGGCUGCAACCACCAGCGAGGCAGAUACAACAUUAACAACAGAGGUUGCAACCACCGGCGAGGCAGAUACAACGUUUACAAUGGAGACUGCAACCACCAGCGAGGCAGAAACAACGUUCACAACGGAAGCAGUAACCACCAGCGAGGCAGAAACUUCAACCACCGUCGAGGCAGAUACAACGUUCACAACGGAGGCUAAAACCACAAGCGGGGCAGAUACAACGUUCACAACGGAGGCUGCAACCACCAGCGAGGCAGAUACAACGUUCACAACGGAGGCAGCAACCGCCGGCGAGGCAGAUACAACGUUUACAAUGGAGACUGCAACCACCAGCGAGGCAGAUACAAUGUUCACAACGGAGGCUGCAACCACCAGCGGGGCAGAUACAACGUUCACAACGGAAGCAUCAACCACCAGCGCGGCAGAUACAAAAUUCACAACAGAGGCUGCAACCACCGGCGAGGCAGAUACAACGUUUACAAUGGAGACUGCAACCACCAGCGAGGCAGAUACAACGUUCACAACGGAGGCUGCAACCACCGGCGAGGCAGAGACAACGUUAACAACGGAAUCAUCAACCACCAGCGUGGCAGAUACAACGUUUACAACGCAGUCUGCAACCAUCAGCGAAGCAGAUACAACGUUCACAACGGAGGCUGCAACCACCAGCGAGGCAGAUACAACGUUUACAAUGGAGACUGCAACCAUCAGCGAAGCAGAUACAACGUUCACAACGGAGGCUGCAACCACCAGCGAGGCAGAAACUUCAACCACCAGCGGGGCAGAUAGAACGUUCACAACGGAAGCAUCAACCACCAGCGUGGCAGAUACAACGUUUACAACGGAGGCUGCAACCACCAGCGAGGCAGAAACUUCAACCACCAGCGGGGCAGAUACAACGUUCACAACGGAAGCAUCAACCACCAGCGUGGCAGAUACAACGUUCACAACGGAAGCUGCAACCACCAGCGAGGCAGAAACAAUGUUCACAACGGAAGCUGCAACCACCAGCGAGGCAGAAACUUCAACCACCGACGAGGCAGAUACAACGUUUACAACGGAGGCUACAACCACCAGCGAGGCAGAUACAACGUUCACAAUGGAGACUGCAACCACCAGCGAGGCAGAUACAACGUUUACAACGGAAGCAGUUACCACCAGCGAGGCAGAAACUUCAACCACCGGCGAGGCAGAUACAACGUUUACAACGGAAGCAGUUACCACCAGCGAGGCAGAAACUUCAACCACCGGCGAGGCAGAUACAACGUUUACAACGGAGGCUACAACCACCAGCGAGGCAGAUACAACGUUCACAACGGAGGCUGCAACUACCAGAGAAGCAGAAGCAACCUCCACAACGGAUGCUGUAACCACCAGCGAGACAAAAAGAAUCUCUACGACGGAGGCUGUAACCACCAGCGAGACAGAAACAGCCUCCACAAUAGAGGCAGCAACCACCAGCGAAGCAGAAUUAACGACCACAACAGAGAUUGCAUCCACCGUCGAGGCAGAAGCGGCAAUCACGACGGAGGCUGUAACCACCCCUGAUGUAGAUAUAGAAGCUGCAACCACAACUAAGGCAGAAAUAAGCACCACAUCAGAGGAUGCAACCACAACUGAGACAGAAAUGACAACCGCAGCAACGAAUGCAGAAUUAGCAACCACAGCAGCGGCAGCAACCACAGCCGAGGCAGAAAUAACGACAUCAGUGGAGGCCGCAACCACGGAGGCAGAAUUAACAACCGAAGCAAAGGUGGAAGCUACAUCGGAGGCCGAAAUAAGUACCACAGCAGAGGUGAUAGCUAUGACGGAGGCAGAAAUAUCUACUACAGUAGAGGCUGCAGAAGUAACAGCCAUAACAGAGGCGGUAACCACAACAGAUGCGGCAACCACAGCAGCGAGUGCUACAAAAGAGGCUGCAUCCCCCACAGAAGAAGCGUCGACAACUACGAAAUCAGAGGAGGUUGAUACCAGCUCCAAAGAAGACAAGUCAAGCUCUAAAGAAAUAGGAGAGGCUAUAAUAGUCGACGUCAAUGUCGCCGUCUAUACAUACAAAUAUUUCAAGGAAGAUUGGGAAAGUAAAAACACAGCAGCGUGGAAAGAAGAGGCAACACUAUGCGAAAAUUCGAUGUGUCCAAGCUUUAGUGGUUCUGAACGCUGUGCAGUUUAUGACAUUAGUAAAGGCAGUACUAUCUUCAGCUUGACAUUAACUUACACCACGACCAAUCUCAAUGCAACACUGACAGGUAUAGAAAAAAGUGGUUCUAACAUAACAAGCUACGAUGGCAAUGGAGUCAACAGCAGUGCUUUCAGAAUAUUAAGUUAUACUCUAAAUCCAUCAACACCUGCACAAACAACCUCAACAGCAGAGAUGCCCUCAGAGAUUAAAACAUCGUCCAUCAUAGAACAGGUUUCAACUGUAAACGAAGAAACAAUGUCGACAAGUGACACAAAAACAUUUCCAGCCGAGAAUUUAUCGUCAACAACUGCUGUACUAACUUUGACCAGUGAAGAGCCAUCAUCAACAACUCUUGACCUGAUUUCUACCAGUGAGGAUCAAUCGUCUUCACCUCUUGAUCUGACUUCCAGCAGUGAGGAGCACAUAUCUACAACUCUUGAACUGAUUUCAUCAAGUGAGGAGCCAUCGUCUACAACACUUCACCUGACCUCACCCAGUGAGAUGCCAUCGUCUACGACUCUUGAGCUUACCUCUGCCAGUGAGGAACCAUUGCUGACCUCCACCAGUGAGGAGCCGUCAUCUACAACUCUUGAGCUGACUUCUGCCAGUGAAGAGCAAUCGUCUUCAACUCUUGAGCUGACUUCCAUCAGUGAGGAAGCAUCGUCUACAACUCUUGAUCUGACUUCCAUCAGUGAGGAGCCAUCGUCUACAACUAUAGAUCUGACUUCCACCAGUAAAGAGCCAUCGUCUACAACUCUUGAACUGACCUCUACCAGUGAGCAACCGUCACUAAUAACUCUUGAGCUGACUUCUGCAAGUGAGGAGCCAUCGUCUACAACUCUGGAUCUCACUUCCACCAGUAGAGAGCCAUGGUCUACAACUCUUGAGCCGACUUCAACCAUCGAGAGGCAAUCGUCUACAACUCCUGAGCUGAGUUCCACCAGUGAGGAGCCAUCGUUUACAACUCUUGAGCUAACCUCUACCAGCGAGGAGCUCUCGUCUACAAUGCUUGAGCCGACUUCACCCAGUGAGGAGCCAUUGUCUACAAUGCUUGAGCCGACUACAUUUAGUGAAAGACAAUCAUCUACAACUUAUGAUCUGAGUUCCACCAGUGAGGAGCUACAGUUGACAACUGUUGAGCUGACCUCAAGCAGUGAAGAGCCAUCAUCUACAACUCUUGAGCUGAUUUCCACCAGUGAGGAGCCAUCGUCUUCAACUGGUGAGCUGAAAACAACCAGUGAGGAGCCGUCAUCUACUUCUCUUCAGCUGAUUUCCACCAGUGAGGAGCCAUUGUAUUCAACUGCUGAGCUGACAACAACCAGUGAGGAGCCAUCCUCUGCAACUCUUGAUAAGACAUCAACCAGCGAGGAGCCACUGUCUUCAUCUUUUGAGCCAACUGAAACCAGUGAGGCGCCAACGCCUACAACUCUUCAUCUGACUUCCACCACUGCAGAACAAUUGUCUGCAACACUUGAUAAGACUUCAACUAGUGAGGAACCAUCGUCUACAACUCUGGAUCUGACUUUCACCAGUGAGGAACCGUUAUCUACAAUUCUUGAGCUGACUUCCACCAAUGAGCCAAUGUCUUCGACUGUUGAGGUGACAACAUCCAGUGAGGAGCAGUCCUCUACAACUCUUAAGCUGACUUCCACCACUGCAGAACGGUUGUCUACAACGCUUGAGCAGACUUCACCCAGUGAGGAGCCAUCGUCUACAACACUUGAUAAGACUUCAACCAGUGAGGAGCUGUUGUCUACAACUACUUCACCCAGUGAGCAACCGUCGUCUUCAACUCUUGAGCCGACUGAAACUAAUGAGGAGUCAACGCCUACAACUCUUGAACUGACUUCCACUACUGCAGAACAAUUGUCAACAAUUCUUGAUAAGACUUCAUCAAGUGAGGAGCCUUCGUCUUCAACUCUUGAGCCAACUGAAACAAGUGAGGAGCCAUCGUCUACAACGCUUGAUAAGACUGCAACCAGUGAGGAGCUGUCGUCUACAGCCCUUGAGCCUACUUCGGCCAGUGAGGAGCUAUCGUCUACAAUGCUUGAGCCGACUUCACCCAGUGAGGAGCCAUCGUCUACAACACCUGAUAAGAUUUCAACCAGUGAGGAGCUGUCGUCUACCACCCUUGAGCCUACUUUGCCCAGUGAAGAGCCGUCGUCUUCAACUCUUCAGCCAACUUCAACCAGUGAGGAGUCAUCGACUAUCACUCAAGAGUCGAUUUCACCCAGUGAGCAGCCAUCGUCUACAACACCUGAUAAGACUUCAACCAGUGAGGAGCUGUCGUCAACAAUUCUUGAGCCUACUUCACCCAUUGAGCAGCCGUUGUCUACAACUCUUGAGCCAACUGAAACCAGUGAGGAACCAUCAUCUACAACGCUUGAGCCGACUUCACCCAGUGAGGAGCCAUCAUCUACAACUUUUGAUAAGACUUCAACCAGUGAGGAGCUGUUGUCUACAACUCUUCAGCCUUCUUCGCCCAGUGAGGAGCCGUCGUCUACAACUCUUGAGCCAACUUCCACCAGUGAUGAGCCAUCGUCUACAACACUUGAGACAUCUUCAACGAGUGAUGAGCCAUCGUCUACAACACUUCUGCUGACUUCACCCAGUGAGGAGCCAUCGUCUACAACACUUGAUAAGACUUCAACCAGUGAGGAGCUGUCGUCUACAACUCUUGAGCCUACUUUGCCCAGUGAGGAGCCGUCGUCUUCAACUCCUGAUGAGACUUCAACCAAUGAGGAGCCAACGCCUACAACUCUUGAACUGACUUCCACUACUCCAGAACAAUUGUCAACAACUCCUGAUAAGUCUUCAACAAGUGAGGAACCGUCGUCUUCAACUCUUGAGCCAACUGAAACCAGUGAGGAGCCAUCGUCUACAACGCUUGAUAAGACUUCAACCAGUGAGAAGCUGUCGUCUACAACUCUUGAGCCUACUUUGCCCAGUGAGGAGCCGUCGUCUUCAACUCCUGAUGAGACUUCAACCAAUGAGGAGCCAACGCCUACAACUCUUGAACUGACUUUCACUACUCCAGAACAAUUGUCAACAACUCCUGAUAAGUCUUCAACAAGUGAGGAACCGUCGUCUUCAACUCUUGAGCCAACUGAAACCAGUCAGGAGCCAUCGUCUACAAUGCUUGAGUCGACUUCACCCAGUGAGGAUCCAUCGUCUACAACACCUGAUAAGAUUUCAACCAGUGAGGAGCUGUCGUCUACAACCCUUCAGACUACUUUGCCCAGUGAAGAGCCGUCGUCUUCAACUCUUCAGCCAACUUCAACCAGUGAGGAGUCAUCGACUAUCACUCAAGAGUCGAUUUCACCCAGUGAGCAGCCAUCGUCUACAACACCAGAUAAGACUUCAACCAGUGAGGAGCUGUCGUCAACAAUUCCUGAGCCUACUUCACCCAUUGAGCAGCCGUUGUCUACAACUCUUGAACCAACUGAAACCAGUGAGGAGCCAUCAUCUACAACGCUUGAGCCGACUUCACCCAGUGAGGAGCCAUCGUCUACAACUUUUGAUAAGACUUCAACCAGUGAGGAGCUGUUGUCGACAACUCUUCAGCCUUCUUCGCCCAGUGAGGAGCCGUCGUCUACAACUCUUGAGCCAACUUCCACCAGUGAUGAGCCAUCGUCUACAACACUUCUGCUGACUUCACCCAGUGAGGAGCCAUCGUCUACAACACUUGAUAAGACUUCAACCAGUGAGGAGCUGUCGUCUACAACUCUUGAGCCUACUUUGCCCAGUGAGGAGCCGUCGUCUUCAACUCCUGAUGAGACUUCAACCAAUGAGGAGCCAACGCCUACAACUCUUCAACUGACUUCCACUACUCCAGAACAAUUGUCAACAACUCCUGAUAAGUCUUCAACAAGUGAGGAACCGUCGUCUUCAACUCUUGAGCCAACUGAAACCAGUGAGGAGCCAUCGUCUACAACGCUUGAUAAGACUUCAACCAGUCAGGAGAUGUCGUCUACAGCCCUAGAGCCUACUUCGGCCAGUGAGGAGCCAUCGUCUACAAUGCUUGAGUCGACUUCACCCAGUGAGGAUCCAUCGUCUACAACACCUGAUAAGAUUUCAACCAGUGAGGAGCUGUCGUCUACAACCCUUCAGACUACUUUACCCAGUGAAGAGCCGUCGUCUUCAACUCUUCAGCCAACUUCAACCAAUGAGGAGUCAUCGACUAUCACUCAAGAGUCGACUUCACCCCGUGAGCAGCCAUUGUCUACAACACCUGAUAAGACUUCAACCAGUGAGGAGCUGUCAUCCACAAUUCUUGAGCGUACUUCACCCAGUGAGCAGCCGUCGUCUUCAACUCUUGAGCCAACAGAAACCAGUGAGGAGCCAACGCCUACAAUUCUUGAUCUGACUUCCACAACUGCAGAACAAUUGUCAACAACUUUUGAUAAGACUUCAACCAGUGAGGAACUGUCGUCUUCAACUCUUGAGCCAUCUUCCACCAGUGAGGAGCCAUCGUCUACAAUGCUUGAGCCGACUUCACCCAGUGAGGAGCCAUCGUCUGCAACACCUGAUAAGACUUCAACCAGUGAGGAGCCAUCGUCUACAACUUUUGAGCCGACUACAUUUAGUGAAAGACAAUCAUCUACAACUUAUGAUCUGAGUUCCACCAGUAAGGAGCUACAGUUUAGAACUGUUGAGCUGACCUCAAGCAGUGAAGAGCCAUCAUCUACAACUCUUGAGCUGAUUUCCACCAGUGUGGAGCCAUCGUCUUCAACUGGUGAGCAGACAACAACCAGUGAGGAGCCGUCAUCUACUUCUCUUCAGCUGAUUUCCACCAGUGAGGAGCCAUCGUAUUCAACUGCUGAGCUGACAACAACCAGUGAGGAGCCAUCCUCUGCAACUCUUGAUAAGACAUCAACCAGCGAGGAGCCACCAUCUUCAUCUUUUGAGCCAACUGAGCCAACUAGUGAGGCGCCAACGCCUACAACUCUUGAUCUGACUUCCACCACUGCAGAACAAUUGUCUACAACACUUGAUAAGACUUCAACUAGUGAGGAACCGUCGUCUACAACUCUGGGUCUGACCUCCACCAGUGAGGAACCGUUAUCUACAAUUCUUGAGCUGACUUCCACCAAUGUGGAGCCAACGUCUUCGACUGCUGAGCUGACAACAUCCAGUGAGGAGCAGUCCUCUACAACUCUUGAGCUGACUUCCACCACUGCAGAACGGUUGUCUACAACGCUUGAGCAGACUUCACCCAGUGAGGAGCCAUCGUCUACAACACUUGAUAAGACUUCAACCAGUGAGGAGCUGUUGUCUACAACUCUUCAGCCUUCUUCGCCCAGUGAGGAGCCGUUGUCUACAACUCUUGAGCCAACUUCCACCAGUGAUGAGCCAUCGUCCACAAUACUUGAGACAACUUCAACCACUGAUGAGCCAUCGUCUACAACACUUCAGCUGACUUCACCAAGUAAGGAGCCAUCGUCUACAACACUUGAUCAGACUUCAACCAGUGAGGAGCUGUCGUCUACAACUCUUGAGCCUACUUUGCCGAGUGAGGAGCCGCCGUCUUCAACUCUUGAGCUAACUUCAAUCAGCGAGGAGUCAUCGUCUGUAACUCAUGAGUCGACUUCACCCAGUGAGGAACCAUCGUCUACAACAAUUGAUAAGACUUCAACCAGUGAGGAGAUGUCGUCCACAAUUCUUGAGCCUACUUCACCCAGUGAGCAACCGUCGUCUUCAACUCUUGAGCCGACUGAAACUAGUGAGGAGCCAACGCCUACAACUCUUGAACUGACUUCCACUACUGCAGAACAAUUGUCAACAAUUCUUGAUAAGACUUCAACAAGUGAGGAGCCUUUGUCUUCAACUCUUGAGCCAACUGAAAGCAGUGAGGAGCCAUCGUCUACAUUGCUUGAUAAGACUGCAACCAGUGAGGAGCCAUCGUCUACAACGCUUGAGCCGACUUCACCCAGUGAGGAGUCAUCGUCUACAACUCUUGAUAAGACUUCAGCCAGUGAGGCCAGUAGGACUUCAGCCACUGAUGAGCUGACAACAACCAGUGAGGAGCCAUCCUCUACAGCUCUUGACCUCACUUCCACCAGUGCAGAACUGUUUUCUACAACGCUUGAGCCGACUUCACCCAGUGAGGACCCAUUGUCUACAACACUUGAUAAGACUUCAACCAGUGAGGAGCCAUCGUCUACAACUUUUGAGCUGACUUCACCGACUGAGGAGCCGUCGUCUUCAACUCUUAAGCCGACUGAAACCAGUGAGGAGUCAACGCUUACAACUCUAGAUCUGACUUCCACCACUGCAGAACAAUUGCCUACAACUCUUGAGCCUACAUCGCCCAGUGAGGAGCCGUCGUCUUCAACUCUGGAGCCAACUUUAACCAGUGAGGAGCCGUUGUCUACAACUUUGGAUCUGACCUCCAAGAGUGAGGAACCGUCAUCUACAACUCUCGAGCUGACUUCCACCAGUGAGGAACCAUCGUCUACCACUCUUGUGCCGACUGAAACCAGUGAGGAGCCAACGCUUACAACUCUAGAUCUAACUUCCACCACUGCAGAACAAUUGCCUACAUCUCUUGAGCCUACAUCGCCCAGUGAGGAGCCGUCGUCUUCAACUGUGGAGCCAACUUUAACCAGUGACGAGCUGUUGUCUACAACUUUGGAUCUGACCUCCAAGAGUGAGGAACCGUCAUCUACAACUCUCGAGCUGACUUCCACCAGUGAAGAACCAUCGUCUACAACUCAAGAGCCAACUUCAACCAGUGAGGAGCCAUCGUCUACAACUCUUGAUAAGACUUCAACCAGUGAGGAGCUGUCGUCUUCAACUCUUGAGCCUACUUCGUCCAGUGAGGAGCCAUCGUCUACAAUGCUUGAGGCAACUUCAACCAGUGAUGAGCCAUCGUCUAAAACGCUUGAGCCGUCUUCACCCAGUGAGGAGCCAUCGUCUACAACACUUGAUAAGACUUCGCCCAGUGAGGGGCCAUCGUCCAUAACUCUUGAGCCAACUUCAACCAGUGAUGAGCCAUCUUCUAUAACUCUUGAGUCGACUUCGCCCAGUGAGGGGCCAUUGUCUUCAACUUUUGAGCCAACUUUAACCAGUGAGGAGCCAUCGUCUAUAACUCUUGAAGCAACUUCAACCAGUGAGGGGCCAUCUUCUAUCAUUCUUGAUCCAACUUCAACCAGCGAGGAACCAUCGUCUACAACUCUUGAUAAGACUUCAACCAGUGAGGAGCUGUCGUCUACGACUCUUGAGCCUACUUCGCUCAGUGAGGAUCCAUCGUCGAUAACCCUGGGUCUGACCUCCACCAGCGAGGAACCGUCAUCUACAAUUCUUGAGCUGACUUCCACCAGUGAGGAGCCGUUGUCUUCAACUGCUGAGCAGACAGCUACCAGUGAGGAGCCAUCCUCUACAGCUAUUGAGCUGACUUCCACCACUGAAGAACCGUUGUCUUCUACGCUUGAGCAGAUCUCACCCAGUGAUGAGCCGUCAUCUACAUCUCUUCAGCCAAAUUCCAACAGUGAGGAGCUGUCGUCUACAACUCUUGAGCCUACCUCGCCCAGUGUGGAGCUGUCGUCUACAACUCUUGAGCCUACUUGGCUCAGUGAGGAGCCAUCGUCGAUAACCCUGGGUCUGACCUCCACCAGCGAGGAACCGUCAUCUACAAUUCUUGAGCUGACUUCCACCAGUGAGGAGCCGUUGUCUUCAACUGCUGAGCAGACAGCAACCAGUGAGGAGCCAUCCUCUACAGCUAUUGAGCUGACUUCCACCACUGAAGAACCGUUGUCUUCUACGCUUGAGCAGAUCUCACCCAGUGAUGAGCCGUUGUCUACAUCUCUUCAGCCAAAUUCCACCAGUGAUGAGCCAUCGUCUUCAGCGCUUGAGCCUACUUCACCCAUUGAGGAGCCGUCGUCUUCAACUCUAGAGCCAACUUCAACCAGUGAGGAGCUAUCGUCUAUAACACUUGAGUUGACUUCACGCAGUGAGGAGCCAUCGUCUACAACUCUUGAUAUUACUUCAACCAGUGAGGAGCUGUCGUCUACAAUUCUUGAGCCUACAUCGCCCAGUGAGGAGCUGUCGUCUUCAACUCUUGAGCUUACUUCAACCAGUGAGGAGCUGUCGUCUACAACUCUUGAGCCUACAUCGCCCAGUGAAAAGCUGUCGUCUACAACUCUUGAGCCUACUUCGCUCAGUGAGGAUCUAUCGUCGAUAACCCUGGGUCUGACCUCCAGCAAUGAGGAACCGUCAUCUACAAUUUUUGAGCUGACCUCCACCAGUGAGGAGCCCUUGUCUUCAACUGCUGAGCAGACAGCAACCAGUGAGGAGCCAUUCUCUACAGCUAUUCAGCUGACUUCCACCACUGAAGAACCGUUGUCUUCUACGCUUGAGCAGACUUCACCCAGUGAUGAACCGUCGUCUAUAUCUCUUCACCCAAAUUCCACCAGUGAUGAGCCAUCGUCUUCAGCGCUUGAGCCUACUUCGCCCAGUGAGGAGCCGUCGUCUUCAACUCUUGAGCCAACAUCAACCAGUGAGGAGCUAUCGUCUAUAACACUUGAGUUGACUUCACGCAGUGAGGAGCCAUCGUCUACAACUUUUGAUAUUACUUCAACAAGUGAGGAGCUGUCGUCUACAACUCUUGAGUCUACAUCGCCCAGUGAGGAGCCGUCGUCUUCAACCUUUGAUAUUACUUCAACCAGUGAGGAGCUGUCAUCUACAACUCUUGAGCCUACAUCGCCCAGUGAGGAGCCAUCGUCUACAACUCUUGAUAUUACUUCAACCAGUGAGGAGCUGUCAUCUACAACUCUUGAGCCUACUUCGCUCAGUGAGGAUCCAUCGUCGAUAACCCUGGGUCUGACCUCCACCAGCGAGGAACCGUCAUCUCCAAUUCUUGAGCUGAUUUCCACCAGUGAGGAGCCGUUGUCUUUAACUGCUGAGCAGACUGCUACCAGUGAGGAGCCAUCCUCUUCAGCUAUUGAGAUGACUUCCACCACUGAAGAACCGUUGUCUUCUACACUUGAGCAGAUCUCACCCAGUGAUGAGCCGUCGUCUACAUCUCUUCAGCCAAAUUCCACCAGUGAUGAGCCAUCGUCUUCAGCGCUUGAGCCUACUUCGCCCAGUGAGGAGCCGUCGUCUACAACUCUUGAGCCCACAUCGCCCAGUGAGGAGCCGUGGUCUUCAACUCUUGAGCUUACUUCAACCAGUGAGGAGCCGUCGUCUACAACUCUUGAGCCUACUUCGCCCAGUGAGGAGCCGUCGUCUUCAACUCUUGAGCCAACAUCAACCAGUGAGGAGCUAUCGUCUAUAACACUUGAGUCGACUUCACGCAGUGAGGAGCCAUUGUCUACAACUCUUGAUAUUACUUCAACCAGUGAGGAGCUGUCGUCUACAACUCUUGAGCCUACAUCGCCCAGUGAGGAGCCGUCGUCUUCAACUCUUGAGCCAACUUCAACCAGUGAGGAGCUGUUAUCUACAACUCUUGAGCCUACAUCGCCCAGUGAGGAGCCGUCGUCUUCAACUCUUGAGCCGACUUCACCCAGUGAGGAGCCAUCGUCUACAAUACCUGAUAAGACUUCGACUAGUGAGGAGCCAUCGUCUGUAGCCCCAGAGCCGACUUCAACCAGUGAGGAGCCAUCGUCUACAACUCUUGGUCUGACUUCGACUAGUGAGGAGCCAUCGCCUACAGCUCUUGAUCUGACCUCACUUGGUAAGGAGCCAUCCUCUGCAACCCUUGAGCCGACUUUCACCAGUGAGACGCAAUCGUCUACAACCCUUGAUCUGAUUUCCACCAGUGAGCUAGAGCCUUCGUCUACAACUCACGAGCAAACUUCCACUAGUGAGGAGCCUUCGUUCACAACUCUUGUGCAAAGUGAGGAGUCAUCGCAUAUAACUCUUGAUCUGACUACAACCAGUGAAGAGCCAUCGUCUACAACUCUUGAUCUGACCACAACCAGUAAGGAGCGAUCGUCUACAACUUCUGAGCCGAUGGCAUCUAGUAAGGAACUGUCGUCUGCAACUCCUGAGGCGACGGCAACCAGUGAUGAGCCCUUGUCUACAGCUCUUGAUGUGACUGCAACCAGCGAGGAGCCAUCGUCUACAACUCCCGAGCCAACUUCCACCAGUGUUAAGCCAUCGUCUGCUGAACCAGAAACCACGUCAACAGAAGAGCUUUUGACUACAACCGAACCAGAAACUACGACUACAGAAGAGUUUUCAAUUACCAGUAAACCAGAAACCACAGCAAUAGAAGAGAGUUCAACUACAACCGAACCAGAAACGUCAACAACAGAAGAAGUUUCAAGUACCACUGAACCAGAGACCACAACAACAGCCGAGUUUUCAACUACUCCCGUACCAGAAACCACACUUACCGCAGAUGGCUCAACUAGCACUGAACCAGAAACAACAUCUAGAGAAGAGCUUUCAACUACUACAGAACCAGAAACCACAACUACCGUGGUGCUUUCAACUACCACUGGACCAAAAUUGUCAACUACUGAAGUGAUUUCAACCACUGCACCAGGAACCUCAACCACUGAAGUAGUUUCGACUACCACUGGACCAAAAUUGCUAACUACUGAAGUGAUUUCAACCACUGCACCAGGAUCAUCAACCACUGAAGUAGUUUCGACUACCACUGGACCAAAAUUGUCAACUACUGAAGUGAUUUCAACCACUGCACCAGGAACCUCAACCACUGAAGUAGUUUCGACUACCACUGGACCAAAAAUGUCAACGAAAGGGAAAAUUUUAACAACUGUAUUGGGGACAACUUCCACCCCAGCACCAUCACCCACAUAUGCCCCUACAACUCUUUUGACAACAGUACUCACAGCUACCGCAGUGAAAGUAACCACCUCAACGACGAUCAAAACUACCACACCUAUAGCAACUACAAAGAAGGUGCCACCUGUUGACAAGGUACCAUUGGACACAAUUCGAUUCUCAGAUAAAGACGGGGAAGCGUUGAUGACAAGUUUCAAGGGUCAAUUCAGAUGGAUGAAACCAUUCAAUAAGAAAGAAUGCGACAAGGACAUGAAUGUAUUUCAAGCCCAGAUGCGUCCAUAUUUUGCACGUAUCAACGGAUUUGUUAAACUGAAGCUUGGAAAUUGCAGACAAGGCAGUACCAUUAUUGACUACGAAGCAAACUUCGCGCUCAAGGAUGUCCAGAACAACACCCUCACGGAUGAGAUCUUCAACCUAGUUAUCGCCCCUCUAUUGGGCAACCCUAACGCUACAGUGGAAGGUUACCGGUUUGACCCACGUUACAACCUCUUGGCGUUCAACAGCUCUGUCAACAAGUUCGACCCCUGUAAUACAACGCCUUCACCAGCCUGUCACUCUGAGAUGGGCUACAAGUGCAUCGUUCUCGGUUCCAAUCCGAUUGAAAUGAAAUGUGUUUCAAAGUGUCUUGACUACGGUAAUUGUAAAAACGGCGGCAAGUGUAAAAUAGACAAGAAGGGAAAUACCAGCUGCGAUUGCGCGGGUACGGGACACAGUGGUCGCUACUGUACCGAACGUCUAAAUACCAAUCAACCAGAAUCAGUUGCAAAGACAGCCGUCAUAGCCUUAGCCAUCAUCUUGGGAAGUCUGCUACUUAUCACGAUAGUCGCUGGGAUCCUAAAGAUAUUCUACAGGGCAAAAGUCACGCGGAUGACCAAUAUGAAUACUGGCUCCGAUAGUUCGAUGUCGUGGCCAACUUCCUACUGGCAUGAGUUGGAGAGACCGCAGAAUCUAUUCGGCCGAAUCCUGCCGCCUGCGAGUACUUUUAAGGACCCCUGGCCUUGGGGAGAUGGGUUGUCACCCAGCUUUGGUAAUAACGAUGAGCCCCUUCGUGACGAGCCUACAAUAGACCCUCUGGAUGAUUGGAUGGUCGGUGAUGGAGAAGAAGGGGGAUAUUUCAAUAUUUAUUAUCGCACGCCAGGAAAGUUCACGAUAGACCGUCCAUCAAUUGAGAAGUCGCCUUACGGAGUCCACAGCCUUGCAGGCAGCGCAGCCUCUCUCGUUUCGACAAAUGGGGAACGGCUAUCCAUAGAUAGCUCAAAACAUGACGAUGGCAGCUCCGUUGAAAAUGAACUAUCCGAACUUGCUGAGAAUGGAAGUAUAUCUGGCCACCUGCCUGUGAUAGCGCACCUCUGAUUGGUUGGGUUCGAAAACUUGUCGCCCAUGAUGGUAGCGCGCAGUGCAUUGGCUGAUUGACUGUUUGGCUUGAUGUCUGUUUGGAUGGUAGUUUCGGAUGUAGGUCGAUAUACCAGCCCGCGAUAGCGCAACCCUGAUUGCAUGGCUGUAUAUCCUUGAAUAGUCUUCAUGUGACAGUAGUUUUGGAUCAGACUGCUGUAUCACGUGACAAACGUGUUUGUUGCCGUAGCUUCGAGUUGGCACAUCCGCUCACUGUGAGGAGACACCUCGUGAUAGCCUUCGUGAUUUUGUAGCAGUCGCAGAGCCUACCUUCGGAUCCAAACUCCGUUAUUCGAAUCAAAGGCUAAUACUGCAGGGUACAGGACUUUGAAGCCUGGUCAGCUAACCGCUGGUCUCCGAUUCUGAUACGUGCAAUUUGGAAAGUACUCUUAAUAGAUGUAUUAUGUACAAGAUUUGCAGAGAAUCCAGAUAUAAAUCAUUAUUCGCCUAUAAGAUUUCAUGGCCUCUUUCGAAUCAUAUGUCAGCAAGUGAAUGUAUAAGUCCUCCUUUUGACUGAAAAGAGUAGCUCAGACUUUCGAUGAAGGAGGAUGGUAGCUGGAAGUGGGACUAGUUUCUAAAGUGGUGUAAAUGUACCUCUUAUGCAUGCAGGAAUAGUAGGCCUACGUGUUGAAAAAAAUCUGAGAUACAUGUAAUUUUUACAUAAGUAGAAAUGAUAUCGUCCGCCUUUCUAUACGACCUUUCUUCCUUUAGGACCCUCUUUCGAACCUCAGGUUAAUUAGCGAGUGAACUUCUAAGCUCUCAUUUUUGACGGUAAACUUGGGCUCUUUCGAUUUUGAAGGAGGAAUGUAUUGAUAAAAGCGUGGCGAGUUUCUAAUAGUUGUGCACCUCUCGUGCAUUGGAAUAUCAUUUGAUGAAUUAGUGAAUGAAGAAGAGCCAUCUGCAUCUCUCUACCACCUCCCUUCCUUUUAGCAUGUUAAGAGUCGAACUCCAGCAAAUGUAUUGUACAAUUUCAAACUUUUGGCUGCAGUGUGAACUGUGAUUCAAACAUUCCAUACAGAAGGAGGACUGAGAGUUAUGAUGUGUGUACAUUUUUGAACAAUAUUCGAUGAUUAUGCAACAGAAACAAACAUGUGUAGGAUUCUCCACCAAUCAUUAGUGGUCAUGUCCAUUAUUUGUUCAGUUGGGUAAUGGUCGUUGAGUUUUUCAAAACGCAAAUUUUGUAUCGCUAAAAAAUGUAAUAAUAAUCUGUGACAUAGGAAUGCAAUAGGUUAGGUAAACGUUGGUGCUAUAUUCGUAGUGCUGCUCUUAUUCGUGUUUCGUGGACAAGACUCAAUCGGCUCUUUGGCCCAUAAAGAUGCGUUUUGUACGAAAUGAGCGACAUCUGUAGCCUGGGUAAGUUCCGAUUGUGCAUUGUACAUGGCCGUAGCGGGGUGCGACUCAUCCUCUUUUGAGGACGGGGAACCAUCUUUUUAAUUGAGCGAGGUAAUCUUUUACGACGCCCCUUGGAUAAUUGAAAAACCUCUCUCUGGAGAUCGUGCAUGGCUACGCCUAUGUACACUGCAUGCUGCUGGGGAUCUAACAUCAAGUUAAAGCGACAACUUUGGGGAUGAGAUAUGUUGGUUUUUCAUACAAAACUGGCUUCCAGCAGGACCGUGACUUCUCAAAACAGGAUAAUUGAAAAUUCAUUGAACUGUAAUAAACAAUAAUGCACUUGAACGGGGUUUAACGAAAGGCCUGCCUGAAAUUCACACGCCAUGUCCAAAACUGCCUCGCAACACCGUUCAAAAUCAGUAUUAGAACUCAGCAUCUGUGUGAUACCACUGGUGGCGGCGCAUGGUGGCAAGCAGAGUCAUUAUCCUCCUGGCAAGGUAACUACCACCCCCAAGUUGUCCCUUUAUGAAUACUGUAGUACAUUCCUUGAUAUCGAAAAUUAUUCAUCGGACAUUCAAAUUUUUUCAGUAUGUACAUGUACAUUUUUUAAACAGGGUCGUAUCUAUAUCGUGACUGCUUUUCACGAACAAAUCGCUUCUACAUAUGUACAUAAAGUACCAAUAGGUAAUAUUGUUAUUGUUUAAAGCUGUGAUAUUCGUAUCUGUCAUUCAGAAUUUGAGCCAGCGAAUUCGAAAUAGUUGUUGGUGCAGUAUAAAAUGCUUGUUACAUAAUAUCAAGAAUUCAGUAAAGUCUUUUGUCUAUUCUUGAUAUUCUUGUAAUUUAUAAGUAGUAUAGCGCUAACACAAAAGCGAGUGUCAGAAUUCGGCCCUCAAUUUUGAUAACAAAGACAAUUUUCAUAUUUUGUA